Molecule: messenger RNA, 1633 nt
Organism: Lolium perenne
Lineage: Eukaryota; Viridiplantae; Streptophyta; Magnoliopsida; Poales; Poaceae
Product: 7-deoxyloganetin glucosyltransferase-like
Molecular function (GO): quercetin 7-O-glucosyltransferase activity; quercetin 3-O-glucosyltransferase activity
Source: RefSeq, a predicted model, not a curated record
GAACUCGCAGCGGCCCCCUAUACGCGUCUUGCGGAAACGCGCGCGCACGGCCAGUAGACGAGCUAGUAUGGCGAGGCCGCACGCCGUGGUGGUGCCGCACCCGAGCUCCGGCAACAUCAACCCAGCAUUGCAGCUGGCCAAGCUGCUGCACCGCCACGGCUUCUACAUCACCUUCGUCAACACCGAGGACAACCACCGCCGCGUGCAGGCCACGGAGGGCGCAGCUGCCGUGCUCGGCCGCGACGGGUUCCGGUUCGAGGCCAUCCCGGACGGUCUGGUCGAGGCUCACCGGUACACGGGGAACUACGACCUCGCCCUGUCCAUGGCCACCAGCACCCACUGCGCGGCGCCGCUGAGGGAGCUCCUCCGGCGGCUGAACGCCACGCCGGGCGUGCCACCCGUGACAUGCCUGCUACCAACCUCGCUGAUGAGCUUCGCACUGGGCGUGGCGCGGGAGCUGGGCAUCCCGACCAUGGUGCUGUGGGGGUGCAGCGCUGCCGCGCUGAUGGGCCAGAUGAGGCUACGGGAGCUCCAGGAAAGAGGUUACCUCCCACUCAAAGACAAUAGCUGCCUGACGAACGGCCACCUUGAGAAGACGGUCAUCGACUGGAUUCCCGGCAUGCCGCCGACCAGCCUCGGCGACAUCUCCAGCUUCGUCCGCACCACCGACCCUGACGACGCCAGCUUGCGAUUCAACAUCGUGGAGGCCGAAGGCUGCACCAAGGCCGGAGCGCUCAUCAUCAACACCUUCGACGACCUCGAGGCCGACGUCCUCGACGCACUCCGCGCCGAGUACCCGCGCAUCUACACCAUCGGCCCGCUUGGAGACCAACUCAGGGACGACAAUGCUGCAGCCGAGGACAACUCCAAUUCCACCAACGGAGGCUUGAGCCUCUGGAAACAGGACACAGAGUGCCUCGCGUGGCUAGACACGCAAGCAAAAAGCUCUGUCGUGUAUGCCAACUUCGGCAGCCUCACGUUCCUCACGGCCGAUCAGCUCGCCGAGUUCGCGUGGGGCCUCGCUGCCAGCGGCCACCCGUUCCUCUGGUCCAUAAGGGACAACCUCGUCCCAGGCGCCAGCGCCGGCCUGACUGUGCUGCCACCGGAAUUCGUCGCAGCAACGGCAGGGCGGUGCUGCCUCACCACGUGGUGCCCGCAGGAGCAGGUGCUGCGGCACCCGGCCGUGGGAUGCUUCCUGACGCACAACGGGUGGAACUCCACCUGCCAGAGCGUGGCGGCCGGCGUGCCGAUGGUCUGCUGGCCGGGGUUCGCCGACCAGUACACCAACUGCAGGUACGCCUGCGAGGUGUGGGGCAUGGGCCUCCGGCUUGACGACGAUGUAAGGCGGGAGCAGGUCGCCGGACACGUUAGUCAGGCGAUGAGGUCGGGGGAAAUGCGGAGGAGUGCAGCGGCGUGGAAAGCCAAGGCGGAGGAUGCCACUGCCCCCGGUGGCGGUGGGUCUUCGUAUGAGAACUUGCAGAGCAUGGUGACAGCGCUCGGCUCUGUCAGCUCUUAAUUAACCUGCCUAAUUACAAGAUAACACUUUACAUUACUUUGCAAUUUCUUUUAGCUAGAUUACUUUUGUCAGAAUAAAUUUGCCACGAAGGAACCAUAAGAAAAUCCUAAUCUUCAG